This is a messenger RNA of Nymphaea colorata (pocket water lily), 1595 nucleotides long. RefSeq names its product methionine aminopeptidase 1B, chloroplastic. NCBI's taxonomy places the organism in Eukaryota, Viridiplantae, Streptophyta, Magnoliopsida, Nymphaeales, Nymphaeaceae. Gene Ontology annotation, biological process: proteolysis. Gene Ontology annotation, molecular function: metalloaminopeptidase activity. The record is from RefSeq and is a predicted model, not a curated record. The transcript has 10 exons. Bases 287 to 1276 code for a protein of 329 amino acids.
CUCGCUUCAUAGUGGAAUCGGUGCGAGUGGGCGCCAUACGCUUGUCCCGCUUCGUUAUCUCCCGAGAAGAAGGAAAGAACUCGCACUCUCUCUCCCAUGGCGGCCUCUCCGUCUCACUUAGUCUCCACGAUGAUGACGUGUGGCCCGCACCAGUCAUUUGAAGACUCCUUUAUGGGCAUCCAACUCAGAACCUGUCCUCUUCCCGGAAAUAAAAGUGUACCUCAACGUCUUUUUGUCUUUUCAAGAAGGUUAUCAGGCUUAGAGGAGGCCAUGCGCAUAAGAAGGUAUGAUGUUUGAACCGACUGAGAUAGAACGAUACACAAGUCGAGAGUUUUCUUAUUUAGUGCAAAUUCACAUGCACAAACGCAGAGGCUUGCAUGAUCGCCCUAUGUCCCGCGAGUUACAAACCACUGGAAAGGUGAGAAAAAGACCACCUUUAAGACGUGGAAAAGUAUCUGCUCGUCUUCCUGUGCCAGAGCAUAUUCAGAAGCCUCCUUAUGUUAACUCAACUUUGUUGCCAGAGCUGUCAAGUGAACCACAAGUACAUGACAGUGAGGGCAUUGCUCGCAUGAGAGCUGCUUGCAAGCUUGCCGCUGUUGUACUGGAAAAUGCAGGAAAGAUGGUCAGGCCCUCUGUUACUACAAAUGAAAUUGAUAAAGCAGUGCAUGAGAUGAUUAUUGAUGCUGGGGCUUAUCCUUCUCCACUUGGCUAUGGAGGAUUUCCAAAGAGUGUCUGUACAUCAGUGAAUGAGUGCAUGUGCCAUGGAAUACCAGAUUCUCGUCAAUUACAGGAUGGUGACAUAAUUAAUAUUGAUGUUACUGUUUAUCUGGAUGGUUAUCAUGGUGACACCUCCAAGACUUUUCUUUGUGGAAAUGUUGAUGAAGCUGCUAAGCGCCUUGUGCGGGUGACAGAAGAGUGCAUGCACAGAGCCAUCUCUGUAUGCAAAGACGGUGCUAGUUUCAAAAAGAUCGGGAAACGGAUAAGUGAGCAUGCAGAAAGAUUUGGCUAUAAUGUAGUGGAGCGAUUUGUUGGACAUGGUGUUGGCCAAAUCUUUCACUGUCAGCCGAUUAUAUUGCAUAACCGUAAUGACAGACCUGGCCGCAUGGUUGAAGGUCAAACAUUUACCAUAGAACCAAUCCUUACAGUGGGAAGUACAGAGUGUGUUACAUGGGACGACAACUGGACGACACUUACAGCUGAUGGCAGUCUCGCUGCACAAUGUGAGCAUACAAUUUUGAUAACUAGGACUGGUGCUGAGAUUUUGACCAGAUGCUGAUAGCAGAAAACUUCGACAUGCUUCAUGUAACAAUAUUCAAUUGGAGAGGAGAACCUGGGAGACAAUUAUCGUUCUCGAUGCAGCAAGCUUGAUUGGUGGCAAAUUUAAUAUCGAUAAACACUGAGAUGCUUCAUGUAUGGUCAAUGUAUCACACUGUUGGAGGAGCGACGUAUACAAAUUAAAUCAUUAUUCGUGUCAAACGAUGUUAAAUGAGAAGUAUCUCUUGUUUUAGCAUUCAUAAAUGUACUUAUGAUGCAAGUAGCCACAUUGGGGCAACAUAAAAGAAUGAUUUUAAUAGACCAACGCCGUAUCCUUUCUA